Prorocentrum cordatum is the source of this 1306-nucleotide messenger RNA. NCBI's taxonomy places the organism in Eukaryota, Dinophyceae, Prorocentrales, Prorocentraceae. The record is from the annotation of a GenBank genome assembly.
CCACUCAGCUCUUGAUUCUGGGCCCCCCCCCUCCCCAAAGCCACCCCACCCCGCCUCAUUCUAUUAUGUGUGCUCUCGGGCUGGGUUCUCGCGCGGCCAGGUACUUAUGCGUGCGCGAUCAAGAAGUGCCCUCAAUCUCGGCGGCAAGGGCCUCGAGAACGACGAUCCGCCGGAGAGCUCGCGCUAGGGCAGCGAUGCUGGCUUACCCGAGGGCGGCGCGCUCAGCGAGGGGGACUUGCUCGCAGGGGGCGCGGCGGGCAUCGAUGAAGCCGCCUUCUUCGACGAGUUGGGCGCGUUGGGCGCUGCAGGGGCCGGGGGCGCGCCGAUUGCGCCCGGGCAGUGGAGCAUGGCGGCUCUAGACGGCGAGGGCGAGCAGGCUACGGCGAGCACGGGCAGCAAGGGCGGCAAGGGCGAGACUGAGAAGCGCACGGUCGAAGAGAAGGCUUCCGAGGAGCAGCUCAGCCUCUUCAGUCAGGAGGGAGCCGAGGUCAUGAAGGGGCGCCUGAAGUCCAAGCAUCGUACUCCGUCGCUCGCAUCAACGUGGGCCUCGGCCGCUCCAGAAAAGCAGAAGCCACCUCCAUCCGAGAAGGCCGCCAAGAAUAUUGCGCCGCUGCAGCCGGCGAGCGUUCCUGGGGUGGUCGGCGCGCUGAAGGCUGCGCCAAUCGAGAAGGGAACGCCUCCAGAUGACGCCGCUCCUCCGAAAAGGCCCGCUGAGGCGAAGGAUGAGGGUGAGAGAAAACAAUUGAAGGCGGAUGCGGCUGCAGCCGCUAAGAUUUCUAAGGAGGAUCGGAUUCGGAAUCUGAGGGGCGACUUCACCGACGAAAAGGAUCGCACUGCAUUUCUCAAGGGCCUCGGCGUUCCAGACGAGUUGAUCCCCUCGGGCGACUUCUUCGGUGGGCAGCACAGCUGCACCAUGAAGAACGAGAACGGGGCUGCGGCAUAAGUGCAGAUCCGCUCUGCAGCGUUCUUUGCGAAGAAGGUCGCUGGCAGGGAAAAGGUUGCGGGGAAACAGACGUUUUCGUGGUCCUCGGCUGGGCCUGAGACCACGUGGAAGGAGCUGCGCGCCAAGCUGGGCUGGGAGUGAGAGCCGCUGCUGGCCACCAGUCGCACCUGAUGUCGGACCGGGGCAAAGUCAGAAUUCGACUUCCCAGGAGAGAGUCCACGAUACUGGUGUUGCGCGGGGGAGCGACGUUGACAAGAGCAGCUCGUGCGGACAAUGCGAUCGUGGCAGGUCCUUGCGCUGCAGCCGCUUACUUUCUCCAGGGUCUGGGCGUCCCAGACUCCAUCAGAUUUUCGCACGCGGGCU